CUUUCCACCCUUGGCCCUCCUCCCUUUUCUCCCUGCCAGCUCUGCCACCAGCUCCGGCCUCGGCUCACCUCCCAGGGCCCCCUCCCCGGAGCUGAGCUACCGAAGGGCUCCUCUCUCGCCCUCAGCCCAGCAGCACCACAGCUCCGGGGCAGCCGGGCCUGCCAGCCUUCCCCCAGCUCAGUCCUGCCCGAGCUCCCCAGUCAUGAACCUCUUCCGAUUCCUGGGAGACCUCUCCCAUCUCCUAGCCAUCAUCUUGUUACUGCUCAAAAUCUGGAAGUCCCGAUCGUGUGCGGGCAUUUCAGGGAAGAGCCAGGUCCUGUUUGCUGUGGUGUUUACUGCCCGAUAUCUGGACCUGUUCACCAACUACAUUUCACUCUACAACACCUGCAUGAAGGUGGUCUACAUAGCUUGUUCCUUUACCACGGUGUGGAUGAUCUACAGCAAGUUCAAAGCGACUUACGAUGGAAACCAUGACACUUUCCGGGUGGAGUUCCUCGUUGUUCCCACGGCUGUUCUGGCAUUCCUGGUCAACCACGACUUCACCCCUCUGGAGGUGGGCUUCUGCUGGGACCGCAGGGGUUGGGUGGCAGGGGCAGCUGACAGCAGACCCUCUCAGGUGUUUCCUCGGCAGGGUUUCCUGAGACUUCCUCAUGCAGGAGCUACAGACAUGCUCAGCCUAGGUCCAUGGAGGCAGAUCAUACCAUGUGCUGCUGCUCUGUGCAGUUAA
This is a messenger RNA of Peromyscus eremicus (cactus mouse), 727 nucleotides long. RefSeq names its product ER lumen protein-retaining receptor 1-like. The record is from RefSeq and is a predicted model, not a curated record. The coding region runs from base 203 to 727 and encodes 174 amino acids. Gene Ontology annotation, molecular function: ER lumen protein retrieval receptor activity. Gene Ontology annotation, cellular component: endoplasmic reticulum; cis-Golgi network; membrane. Gene Ontology annotation, biological process: protein retention in ER lumen; endoplasmic reticulum to Golgi vesicle-mediated transport. The transcript is spliced from 3 exons. Lineage: Eukaryota; Metazoa; Chordata; Mammalia; Rodentia; Cricetidae.